Messenger RNA from Priapulus caudatus, 1040 nucleotides. RefSeq names its product E3 ubiquitin-protein ligase listerin-like. Gene Ontology annotation, biological process: rescue of stalled cytosolic ribosome; ribosome-associated ubiquitin-dependent protein catabolic process. Bases 93 to 1040 code for a protein of 315 amino acids. The record is from RefSeq and is a predicted model, not a curated record. Gene Ontology annotation, cellular component: RQC complex; cytosol. NCBI's taxonomy places the organism in Eukaryota, Metazoa, Priapulida, Priapulimorpha, Priapulimorphida, Priapulidae. The transcript is spliced from 7 exons. Gene Ontology annotation, molecular function: ubiquitin protein ligase activity; ribosomal large subunit binding.
ACGGAUUUCGCAAGAUAGAGAUCGUAGUAACGCUAACAGUGUCAGUAACAUAUUUUUAAUGUUUAAAAUUAAAUCGUUAAUUUGCAGCUAGGAUGAGUAAUAAACAGAAGGCUCACCGAACGAAAGGGAAUGUCAGGCCGUCUAGCAGCGGCCGAGCCGCGGAGCUUCUGUCGGCAGGUGGCGCCACCGUCGGCUUUGUCGGAUUCCAGGCGCUGUCGGGCGACCUCGGAUACGUGCCAACAGGUGGCGCCGCCGAGGAUGUGGGAUCGACCGUUGACUCGGACUUCCGGAUGGUGAUGAGGAAGACGGCAAAGCGAGAUGUGACGACGAAGAUCAAGGCAUUACAGGAAUUUGCGGAGCUGUGUCGUGAGAAGAGCGAGGAGGACGUAAAGGGGGCGCUACCGUUCUGGCCUAGAAUCUACAACAAACUCGCAAUGCUGAUCAGCGACAAUCUUCUCCAGCAGACGGCAGCGACCAUGAGUGACGUGAAGACGACACCGAAGGAGGAGGUGGAAGCGAAGUACGUUAGAGUGGUCUCCGCCUCCAUCCUCGGCCUGCGCAUGCUCCUUCUAGACCUGCCCGCCGCCGAGCGAGAAAAGAUCGGCGACAGUCUAACCCCGCUGCUAGCCGACACCAAGUUCUGGGCGUUCGGCAAACACAAGAACGCGGCGGUGCGCGCGGCGAUCUACGCCCUGCUGUCGAUGCUCUGUGAGGUGCUGCCCUCUGUUGCCCGUGCGCACGCCGCCAAGCUCUGCCCCCUGGUGUUGGGAAGCCUCGACGAGAGCGAGCCGGGCGUCAGCGCCCCCUGCUGGGAUGCCGUCCUCCACGUUGUCGACGUCGUUCAGGACUGCUGGAGCCAAGUGAACGUCCGGAAGGCCGUGCUGCCGAAGCUGUGGACGGUGCUGCGCUCUGGUGCCGGCGGCAAUGCGGCCGACGUCUUUCCGAGUCUCCUGCCGUUCCUCAGCCGUUUGCCACCAGAGGUCCUCGGCGAAGGGCUGUGGUUCUACGAGAAGUGGUUCGACAGCAUGGUGGAAUGGUAG